UUUCACUCGCCAUCUUGUACCCUGUUUGUUGUUUACUUAAAAUAUAAUGACAGCAUUCAAGGCUUCCUUCGCGGCACCCGAGGCCUCGUCGUCUUGGUUCGAUCGUGCCUGAUAUUUGUCUGGGUUAUAGACUACUUAUACCUUGCGCUGUAAAAUCAAUAGCGUUUCUAGGUCAAGAUGUCGAAGAGAGCUCUGGAGGAAGCGGGCUCAAGCUCAGCGCCUCCAACCAAGAAUUUGAAGGUGCAGUUUGAGCCCAUCCAGUUGGGUGCAAUUUCUACGCUUGACGAGAUGGAUAUGAAGACAUUGCGUUUCCAGAAUCAUAAACUUUAUCAGCGUUUAGAGCAGAGAAAAAGAAUUGAGGAUGAUCUGAGGUCAAGGAUAGAGCAGCUUGAAAAGCGUCAAACACAGAGUGAUGAUGUCUUGACUGUUAUAAACCGUUAUUGGAAUCAGUUUAAUGAAGACAUAAGGUUGAUGUUGCAGCGUUUUGAUGCUGAAACUUCUGAUGAAUCUGAAACAAAGAAUGAAAGUGAGGCCACUACAUCAUUCUUGACACAGUUAUCAACAUGGGAUCGAGAGGAGCUGGAUGAAAAACUUGUGAACAGGGUCCAAGUAUCUAAACGUGCUGUUGCAAAGAUCGUGCAGGCAUUUGAUCGCCUACACCAACGUAAUGAAAAGGUUGCCCGUGCUUUAAAAGGUGAAGGGUUAGAAGGAGAAGUUCCUCCAUCUUUGGAGGAAGGGGUUCGAGAGCUCAAUGCUGAGCUUCAGCAAGAAAACAAAAAUCUUCAUGCCCAAAACCUCUCUUUUCAUGAAAAACAUCAUCUCAUGUCCCUAAAGGUUGCUGAACUAGAGGAAAAAUUACAAGCCAUGGACACUGAGAAGGCUGAAAUGCAAAAUCGUAUUGAGGACAUGGAAUAUGAUUUGAACAGGACACGCUCUCGUUGUGAAAAGGUUGAGACUCACCUAGCUGAGACAUGCCAAAAGCUGAAGGCAAUUCAAGAUGAGGGCUGUAUGGCAGCUGGUGGUGGAGGAAAAGGUGUUGGAAAUGGUGUCCCCACAGCAGCCGGAAAAAUCAGUCAGGCUGGAAUGGCCAAGAAGUGCACCAGUUCCUCACUGGACGAGUGGUUUUCGCGCUCGGCUGCCAAUCCGGUGGUCCGAAGUUCGAAUCCCGGCUCGGCCAACGCAGAAUCAGAGAUCGAAGAAUUAACAAGUGAGUUGGAGGAACAGCGGGAGUUAAGUGCCAAACGCUUGGAUGAACUUGAAAAGAAGACCAAUGAACACAAAGAAGCUCUGAAGGAAGUUGAACGACUUAAAAUGGAUUUGAGACAACUGCCAGAAAGUAUUAUAGUUGAAACAACAGAGUAUAAAUGUCUUCAGUCACAGUUUUCUGUUCUAUAUAAUGAAUCAAUGCAACUGAAGACUCAGCUGGAAGAAACUCGACACCAGUUACAAAACAGCAAGAAUGCUCAUCUGCGGCAGAUUGAACAAAUGGAGAGUGAGGAGUUAACUUCACAAAAGAAGUUACGAACUGAAGUCAUACAGUUAGAAGAUAUGCAAGCUCAGGUUCGAAAGGAGUAUGAAAUGCUUAGAAUUGAAUUUGAACAGAACUUGGCAGCCAAUGAACAGACUGGGCCUAUCAACCGAGAAAUGCGACACCUUAUCACUUCAUUGCAAAAUCACAUCUCACAACUCAAGGGAGAAAUUCAUCGAUAUAAAAGGAAAUACAAGGAGUCUGCUUCAGAAGUAAACAAGUUAAAAAGAGAAAUUGAAGAGCUCCACCAAAAACUUGCUGUCAGGCAGCGAAGCGCCAGCGUCAGUGAGAGACAAGAUAGUGUUAGUAGUGACCGUGGUGAUGGAAUGAAAGAGCAGGCAGUGAAAGAAGAAGGCAGUGAAUCAUGUGAUUCAUCUGGUCCAGCUACGGCUAUUAAUCAACAAACUUGGACACCAUCAGGAGGAGGGGGAGGAAGCAGUGCUGGUGGCCCAAGUGGAGAAGAUAAACCUGAGGGAUUGGAUGUUAAGAAAGAGGAGGCUGAAGAAGAGACCAAGGAAAAUGAUGAAAGUGAUAAAAAGGAUGAAAAGAUUAAAAAGGAAGCAAAGAAAGAAGGUAAAGAAAGUAAAGAUACAAAUAUAAGCAAGCAAGCCAGCAAUGCUCCCCCUGCAAAAGAUUCCAGAGAGAGUGAAAUUAUUCGGAACCUGAAAUCAGAACACAAAAAGGCAGUCAAUGAAUAUCGUGAAUUGAAACUGCUGCUAGAUAUGUACAAGGGUGUUGGAAAGGAGCAGCGAGAUAAAGUACAGCUCAUGGCAGCAGAAAAGAAAGCAAGGCAGGAAGUAGAGGAACUUAAAGCCCAGGUAAAAAAACUUCAAGAAAGCAAACGAGAAGAGCGGAAGAAACUUGCAGAUGAAGAGGCAAUUCGUAAGAUUAAACAGCUUGAUGAAUCUGUUCACCAGUUGCAGAGACAAGUGGCAGCUCAGAAACAGGAGGAAGAAACCCUGCUGAAUGAAAUGGAAGUUACUGGACAAGCAUUUGAAGAUAUGCAGGAGCAAAAUAUUCGACUCAUUCAGCAGUUGAGAGAGAAGGAUGAUGCUAAUUUCAAGCUUAUGUCAGAGCGUAUUAAAUCAAACCAAAUUCAUCAGUUAGCCAAUGAAGAAAGAAAUGUUUUACAGGAACAGACAAAUACUUUAGCUACUCAAGUUGAAGCACAAAAUCAGGUUGUCCGUAAAUUAGAAGAGAAAGAAAGACUACUUCAGAACAGCUUAGCAACCGUUGAAAAAGAGUUGACUCUUCGUCAACAAGCUUUAGAAAUGCAUAAAAGGAAAGCAAUAGAGUCUGCUCAGUCAGCAGCAGAUCUCAAACUGCAUUUAGAAAAGUAUCAUGCUCAGAUGAAGGAAGCUCAACAAGUUGUGGCUGAAAAAACCAUGGCCUUAGAACAAGAAGCAUUCAAGUACAGGAGGAUACAGGAGGAGGUUGCAAGCCUGCGACGCAAGGUAGAGAGAGCAAAGAAGUUUGAAAUGGUGGAUAGAGCCGAUGAAGUUCUCAUGGAAGAAAUUAGGGAUUAUAAGGACACCCUUACUUGUCCGUCAUGUAAAGUCAAAAGGAAGGAUGCUGUACUGGUCAAGUGCUUUCAUGUUUUCUGUUUUGAUUGCUUACGCACUCGAUAUGAAACAAGACAAAGAAAGUGCCCUAAGUGUAAUGCAGCCUUUGGUGCAAACGACUAUCAUCGUUUGUAUUUAACAUAAUUUAUGUGGUAGGUGACCAAACAUCCCUAUUUGCACUAUAUUCUCAAGGUUAAAAUUAUCAGCUGUGAUUAUUGUGACAUCUUUCUAUAAAUCUUGUCAUACUGGAAAUGUGAACUUAAAAUAUUUUAACUGAAAAUUUUGUAGUAGAGCAGGUGAAUCCGAGUUCUGAGUUUUAUUCACGGGAAAAAUUAAUUUUGCUAUGGUGUACAUAGUUCUAAAAGGUUUUCAAAGUGAAUAAGCUGUUGGUAACUGCAGUGUUUUAGUUUAAGUAUUCCUGGAUGUCAGCACUUAAUUGAUAUUUAGUCUGGUAUGGAAAUAAGUUACAAAAUACUGAAAAUCACUAAUGCAUAGUAAAUCAUGAGAACUUUCAAUGCACAGUAUGAAUGGUAUGUGCACUGCUGCAUUAUACCUGGCGUUUUUCCUUUACAGACCACACAACUUCCAGCAGUUUGUGUUUUGUUGUCCUACAAAAUUUUAGCUCAUUGUGUGUUGUCCUACAAAAUCUUAGCUUAUUGUGUAGUAGCUACAUUUAUAAAAGUAAAAUCAGGAACAUGAGUAUUCUGUACCUGCCCAUUUCUUAUUUAAGAGCUACAUUAUAAAUUUAAUUCAAGAGCUAUUUUUUACUUCUUAAAUAGUGCCAACCCAUGAGGACUCUUAUCUUUUGGGAUGACUGUGUUACUGAGGCAUUCAGGCUAUUCUAAUUUCAUGUUGAAGGCAUAAGACUGCAGGGCUCUGAUGAAACAUGAAUUUUGAGUUCACCUAAAUUAUCUGUGAUCUAGUAUGUGUAUAAUGUGUUUUGGAAGCAGUAAAAUACUCUUUCAGUUACAAAUUUACUAGAUUGAUUGUACUCUCAAUCUUGGUAACAGUAGGAGUCAAUUUAAGAUCAGGGUACUUCAUUUCCACAUUGAUAGAAAAGGUAAGUUCAUAAAAUAAAAUUUAAAAAUAUUUUCAGAUCAAUAGAAGCAGUGGAGCUGUUGUUACAGCAUUUUGUUAAGAGUUUGACAUGUUUUACGCGAAUGAAAAGUUCUACUAAAAUUUUUAGUUUAAUGGAUUAAACUUCACAGUUCAAAGAAUUUCUGCUGAUAUGUAUACUUGUACUAUAAGAUUGUUUUCAACAGGUUUAUAAUUAACCAAAAAUAGAUUGUUUUCAACAGGUUUAUAAUUAACCAAAAAUAGAUUAUGAUUUUUUUAUUACAUAUACAAUGUGGAAAUUUUCAGGUCUUAAAACACAGAAACCACUUCUCAUAUCUUAGUUGUAAUAAGCAGUAUUAGAGUAGUAAUUUUAGCUGAACUGAAAGGUUUCUUUCUCUGCUUGGUAUACUCUGUUAAUUUAUAAGGAUAAUUAUUCUGUUAUUACGUACAAAGUUUCAGUUAAUUUUUGCCAGAGGCAACAGCUGUCAUUUUGGUUUAUCAUUCCAUAACAUUGGGUUAUUUCGAAUAGUUGAUAGCAAAUUGUAAAAUAGUAAUUGCUAGCAUCAGUGGUGCUACAUCCCAUAUGUAGUAGCAGUUUUAGAUUGUUUUAUAAUGCAGUGAUGUAAUGUUUUAUGGUUACUAUAAAAGUAGUUAUUUGUAAGUGAUUUAAUUUUUUCUACUUAGAUGAUACUGAUGUAUAUAGGAGUUCCAGUUGUUUAAUAUGAAGACUAAGCUAUUGUUAGUUUUCUAACAAAAACUUGAGUAUUUAGAUUAAAAAAAAAAGAUUAAUUUCUUUGUUGUAAAGAUUUUACCACUCCCACAUGCAGCAUUUUGUUCGAUUAAAAAACAUUAGAUUGUUAAAUAGAACUUUAUGCCCUGGGACCAUUAUAGCAUGUGAAAAGACAAAAAGGAUGUUUUAAAGCUGAAAUGUCAGAUUUUUCUAUUUUAAAGAAUUAACAAUAUAAACUUAUACCUUAUUUCACUGUUAAAUUGUGAAACAAAGAUGAUGAUAGACUUGAUUGUUUGAUUGGUUAGGACUUUUUUUGGUACAACUACCACUAUCUGGGUCACUGACAUAAGUUAUGAAUUAAAAAUUGUUACAUUAUGCAAGGAUAAAAAUAUAUAGUAAAUCAUUAGAAAACCAUAAGCAAAUUUGAACUGGUUUGGGAAAAGUAACAUUUCUUUACAACUUUGUAAGUAGUAGUUUCUUUAUAGUGAUAGAGAAGUUAAUUGUUCAAAGUAUAGAUGAACUUUGGGAAUAAGGUACUGUAGUUUGAAUAACUUUUUUAUUGUAAUUAAUAUUAAAAUCAGUUAGUUAACUGAAAUCCAAAUUGUAUCUGUUUUGUUUGCAGUUUUCAACCAUUAGCAGGACUGUGCCUCUUUCAAAUACGACCAUUAUUUUCAAUAGAAAUACAUCGUUUAACUUUCAUUCUGUUGUACCUGUCUUUCAGCAUUUGUUUUUCUUAUUCAAUUACAGGUAAUUUUUCCAACUUGUCAUGAACUCCAUUGUGUGGUUAUGUAUGUAAUAUAAUGUUGCUGUUAAUAAAACAGUAAAUACUAAUAUGUAAAUAUGAGGAAAAUAAACAAGUUAUAUUGUAAUACCUUAUUGAAAAUAAACACUGAUGUAUGAGU
This is a messenger RNA of Macrobrachium nipponense, 5778 nucleotides long. It is a transcript of the gene Bre1, whose product is annotated as E3 ubiquitin-protein ligase Bre1-like. Lineage: Eukaryota; Metazoa; Arthropoda; Malacostraca; Decapoda; Palaemonidae. The coding region runs from base 178 to 3234 and encodes 1018 amino acids. The record is from RefSeq and is a predicted model, not a curated record. Gene Ontology annotation, cellular component: nucleus; HULC complex. Gene Ontology annotation, molecular function: ubiquitin protein ligase activity; metal ion binding. The transcript is spliced from 20 exons.